AUCGCUAAUGAACUUGACAAAAAAAAUAAUACAACUAUUACUGCAGAAAUCAAAAGAAUCCUUACUAAUGAUGUCUAUAGAAAACUUACUGCAGAAAUUAAUACUAAAAUCACCAACGAGCUUUCCACACGCCUGUCUGAAAUUAAUACUGAACUUAAUAGUAAACUUAUCGCAAAAAUCACCAAAAUUAAUACAUGUGAUGCUGGCUACGCUUCUGAGGCGCAGAAAAUUUUUUCAAUGAUUAAUAACAUAACUACAAAAGUUAAUAAUAUCGAAGAAGCCUGCUUGGUUCAAAGAUCCGAUUUUGAUCAACAAAGUGUGUCCAAUGAAUCUGAAGCUAAUUCGACCAAUGAAUCUGAAACUAAUUCGUCUCCAAGCUCUUCUUCUGGAAGUUCUAAUUUAUCUAGAAUUUUUGAUAUUACUGGAGACAUUAGAAUCCGCUUUAAAGAACACUUCGAUCAGCUUAUGAAGACGAGGAAUUAUGCUUUUGAUGAGAU
Molecule: messenger RNA, 497 nt
Organism: Racocetra fulgida
Lineage: Eukaryota; Fungi; Glomeromycota; Glomeromycetes; Diversisporales; Gigasporaceae
Source: the annotation of a GenBank genome assembly